UAGAACGAGAUAUACGCACAGAAAUAUCACUGACGUGUCCCCGUAAAGAAGCGCUUCUUCAGCGAUUCAUGAUCAUUCUUUAUUCGUAUAAAAUUACGAGAACUUACGACGACAGUAAUCAGUGUAGUUGUAUCAAAUAUAAGAGUGACUUGUAUAAAAAGAAAAAAACAAUUAAAAGAUUAAAUUAUGGCGGCGAUAUUCAAUACUUUCGUUAAUUCAUUCAGCAACAGAUUGGAUGAACCUGUCAGAAAACAUUUAAAAAAUGUUUACGGUUGUUUGUCCAUGUCAACGGUAUCAGCAGCUGUAGGAGCUUACGUGCAUAUGUACACGCAAAUCUUACAAGCUAAUUUACUUACCAGUUUGGCUACCAUUGGUUUAUUAUUCGCAUUGAUUAGUGUACCGGACAAUGGAAAAAAUCAUAAACUACGUCUUGGCUAUUUAUUGGGAUUUGCAUUUCUAUCUGGAUUAGGACUUGGACCUUUACUUGAAAUGGUCAUCAAUAUUGAUCCUUCCAUCGUAGUCACCGCUUUACUUGGUACCACCCUUUUGUUUGUAUCGUUCAGUAUUUCUGCACUUUUGUCUGAACGAGGACAUUGGUUAUAUCUAGGCGGUAUAAUAUUCAGCAUGCUAAAUAUUAUGGUUAUGACAUUCUUCGUCAAUAUCUUCUUACAAUCUCAGUUUAUUUACCAAGCUCAUCUUUAUAUUGGAUUUUUCUUAAUGUGCGCUUUCAUCAUUUAUGAUACGCAAUUGAUCAUUGAGAAACAUCACAUGGGUAACAAAGAUUUCAUAGCGCAUUCUUUGGAUUUAUUCAUGGAUUUCAUCAGCGUAUUCCGUCACUUGCUUGUGAUUUUAGCGCAAAAGGAAAUUUCUAAAGAACAACAGCGUAAACGUAAAGAUUAAAAAAAAAAAAAAACAAUAAAAAAAAAAAAA
This is a messenger RNA of Polistes dominula (European paper wasp), 930 nucleotides long. It is a transcript of the gene BI-1, whose product is annotated as Bax Inhibitor-1. Lineage: Eukaryota; Metazoa; Arthropoda; Insecta; Hymenoptera; Vespidae. Gene Ontology annotation, molecular function: enzyme binding. Gene Ontology annotation, cellular component: mitochondrial membrane. The record is from RefSeq and is a predicted model, not a curated record. Gene Ontology annotation, biological process: negative regulation of endoribonuclease activity; cellular response to unfolded protein; negative regulation of RNA splicing.